This is a messenger RNA of Acromyrmex echinatior (Panamanian leafcutter ant), 1078 nucleotides long. Its product is annotated as facilitated trehalose transporter Tret1. The record is from RefSeq and is a predicted model, not a curated record. Gene Ontology annotation, molecular function: transmembrane transporter activity. Gene Ontology annotation, cellular component: membrane. NCBI's taxonomy places the organism in Eukaryota, Metazoa, Arthropoda, Insecta, Hymenoptera, Formicidae. Gene Ontology annotation, biological process: transmembrane transport.
AAAUAUUUUAGUCAGUUUUUAUAUUAUUAUUAUUAUUUGAAAUGAACAAAAUAGAAAAAAUUAUUGAAGGAAGGACACACACAGUUAUAGAACAUGAUAAGAAACUUCACAAUGAAGUCAGUAAUUUUCUUCCACGAAUUACCAAUAGAAACUCGGAAAAGAAAAUUACAAUGGCAGAUGUAACGCCACAGAUUAUUGCAAGCUGUAUAAUUCAUUGUAUGACCAUAAAGAGUGGUAUAAACAUGGCUUAUAGUACUAUUUUAUUAGAUGGUUUAGAAUCAGAUAAUGUUGAUAUGAAAGUAACUGAAAGUGAAGCAUCUUGGAUAGCGAGUCUAGUUACAAUAACAUUGCCAAUAGGAUCUCUCAUUGCUGGGCCUCUAAUGGAUAAAUUUGGACGCAAAAUAGUUUGUUUAUUAUCUUGUGUUCCUGCAGCAAUAGCAUGGGUUUCAUUGAUAUUUGCCAAAUCCUUAAUUACUAUUUAUGCGGCUCGAGUUGUAGCUGGAAUCUCAGCAGGUUUAACAACUGUUGGUCUGGUUUAUAUAUCGGAAAUUACACAUCCACAAAUCAGAUCAAUGCUUCUCUGCCUUACUUCUGUAUUUGUGUCGUUUGGUAUUUUAAUUCCCUGUUGUUUAGCUGUAAUGCUAGAUUGGCGCAAGAUGAACAUAAUUUUCUUUGUAUUAGAGUGUUUUAUUUUCUUUAUACUUUACUUUGUACCUGAAAGUCCCUACUGGCUCGUAUGUUUUCAAAAUGGUAUGCUUGAUGAAAAACGAAUUUGCAAAAUGAAACACAGUUUGAGGCAACUUAACAAAAGGCAAACAAUUUAUGAGGAAGAAUAUUCGCGAAUCAUGGAGACUUGUGGAAAUCGUGUAGUGAAUGAUAAGGCGUCAAAAAAUAUUAUAGCAUCUGUAAAAAAUUAUUAUCACACAUUUGCAUCUCCGGAAGCCUAUAAGCCUAUGCUGAUACUUUUCUUACUAUUUUUGUUGCAACAACUAUCUGGUUCUUAUAUGUGCACGUGAUAUGAAUGAAAUAUAUAACGGGUGAUACCUCUCACGACUGACAAGUGUUGCUCCACCAUAAC